This is a messenger RNA of Zasmidium cellare ATCC 36951, 852 nucleotides long. RefSeq lists its product as uncharacterized. Bases 1 to 852 code for a protein of 283 amino acids. The transcript has 4 exons. Lineage: Eukaryota; Fungi; Ascomycota; Dothideomycetes; Mycosphaerellales; Mycosphaerellaceae. The record is from RefSeq and is a predicted model, not a curated record.
AUGGAGCAGGCCAAGCAGGCAGUUAAGGAGUUCCUGUCAAAGAGCGGCCACCAUGACACCACUGUCCAUGAGAGAGUGGCUCCAGCCGUCACCCAUGAGACCAUCACCAAGACUGAGCACGAGGAACUCAUCACCGCCAUUGACAAGGAGAUCCACCAGGAUCACUUUCACACCUCAGUCCAGCCCAUCAACGACGAGUCGAUCCUCGACGAGCAGCACCACUUCAAUCUCGUCGCCGUCGAGCACCGCAGCUUCGAGCAUGACGACGAGAACGAAGUCAAGAGACGCCUGAGCGAGGAAGCAGCCAAGUUCAAGGAUGAACUGGUCCAUGUGGAAGGCAAGCACACCAACGCCGUUCUGCCAGUCGUCGCCGGCGAGCACAUUCACCAUCAUGUGCACGAGACGAUUCAGCCAAUUGUCCACAGACAAGUGAUCGAACCUCACAUCAUCCACACGACCGUCCCCAUCCAUGAGGUGCACCACAAUGCAGCUCAGCACCACGCUACCUCGGCACUCCCAGCAGUCUCUCUUGCCGACUUCAAGAGACAAGGCGGUGUCCUUACAGGCCGAGAAGAGCGCUAUGAUGGUUUCGAAGGAGAGCCUCGCUCGGUCGGUAAGGCGCUGGGAGGCAACAACUCCAGGCCAACCUCCAGUCAAACGGGCGCUUCUGGUCCCAACGGGAACAGCACCGAUCAACCAGCUUCUACCACCGCAGCACCAACCACAGCCGCUAAGACUGCCGCGACGGAUGCUGCCCCUGCCAGAACAGGCUCAGCUAAGCCCUCCCUGCUCGACAGGAUCAACCCAAUGAAGGACGCGGACGGUGAUGGCCGCAAGGGCAUCAUGUCCUAG